Molecule: messenger RNA, 1347 nt
Organism: Pseudovirgaria hyperparasitica
Lineage: Eukaryota; Fungi; Ascomycota; Dothideomycetes; Acrospermales; Acrospermaceae
Product: putative quinone oxidoreductase
Exons: 2
Coding region: 199-1242 (347 amino acids)
Molecular function (GO): oxidoreductase activity, acting on NAD(P)H
Source: RefSeq, a predicted model, not a curated record
CCGUACACAGGCAGCUAACAAGACAGACUUCGAUAUCAGAUUUCCAAAUACCGGGAUUGUAGCUUAGGAGCUCACUAAUGAAGAUCGAGGCAUAUAUAUGGCCUUGUAUCCUAUGCAUAAUGCACAAUGUUAUAGUCCUCCACUCAGUCUUACGCCAAACCUCUCGAAUCGGUCCAAUAUUCCAUAAUACCUUUCAAGAUGACAACCAACAAAGCUGCAUGGCUCAAGAAAGCUGGAGCUCCUCUGUCAGUGUCGGAUGCGCCAAUGCCUAUUGCCGGCUCGAACGAGCUUGUGAUUCAUAACCACGCUGUUGCUAUCAACCCCUUAGACUGCCAUAUGCAAGACUCUGGCGUUUUUGUCCAGCAGUGGCCUACAAUUUUCGGAUGCGAUGUGGCGGGUGUUGUCCAUCAAGUCGGCUCCGAAGCUCAAGGUCGCUUCAAGAGGGGAGAUCGUGUCAUUGGCCAUGCAGUCAGCCUGGUGACCGGUCGUCCUCAAGACGGAGCAUACGCCCAGUACUGUAUCGUCCUGGCCACCAAAGCAGCCAUUCUGCCGCCACAAAUCUCGUUCACAUCUGGCGUCGUCGUACCUUUCGCCCUUGAAGCAGCGGUCUGCGCCCUUUCGCUCGAUAAGCCUGGAUUUGCUAUGCCAGGUAUACAAACACCGGCGCUACGACUCCCGUAUCCAUCGUUGACUGCGAAACCUAUGACCAAAACCCUUGUUGUCUACGGCGGCUCAUCAUCUGUUGGGAGCAUGACAACUCAGCUUGCCAAUGCAGCAGGAGUGCGAGUCAUAGCUAUCGCUAGCAAGAAGAACUUUGAAUUAUGCCGAUCAUGCGGUGCUAAAGACGUCUUCGAUUAUCAUGAUGGGUCAUUCGUAGAAGAUGUCGUUGCAGCUGUCAAGGGGUCUCCCGAAUCCUUUAUUGGAAUAUUCGACGCCGUAUCUACAUUCGAGACGUACAAAGAUGACCUGGUCAUUCUGGAGAAACUAGGUGGAGGACAUUUGGCAUGUGUUCAUCCGCCGCCGCCGAACAUCCCGAAAGACGUGGAGGCUGGAAUGAUCUUUGCAGUCAAUGAUAUCGCAACGCCUGUUUGGCAGGAUUAUGUUACAGGGGCAUUGGAAUCUGGGAAGCUGCAAUGCUUACCUCCUCCGAGUGUCGUCGGUGUGGGAUUGGAGUCUAUUGAUGAGGCACUACAGAAGUGCAAAGCGGGUGUUAGUGCAACAAAGCUGGUCGUGGAACUUUAAGCUCCGGCCAGAAAGAAGAAGUGCAAGUCGUUCUCUCUUAUGGCUUCGUAGUAAGCACGCUCUGUCAUUGUAGAUCUCGUCGUCAGAGUAGCAGUAUGAAGAUUC